GCGGUGCGCGCGGGUGGAGCCAGCGAAGGCGGACUGCCACAGCCAGCCGCCACGUCGCGACCACGACCCGGCUCGGCUCGGCCCCGACCGGCUCGGCCCCGACCCGGCUCGGUCACCGCGGUGCGCCCUCGGCUCGGCUCGGAUGGCGCGGGGGACGGGCUGGGCGCCGCCGGGAAGUGAUGGAGUGACGCGUGUGGCUGUGAUUGAAGCUAUGCGAAGGAGGCGGAGGACCGCCGACUCGCCGGUGUAGGAGCAGGAGCAGGAGGAGGAAGAGGACGAGGAGGAGCUGGCCCCGCGCGCCGCCACGCCACCAGGGCAGCGCGGCGCACCGCCGAGUAGCCCGCCAUGCACGCGGCCACCACAGACCGGGGCGGCAGCUGGAAGGUGCCCGCGGACGACAUUGUACAAGUCGCGGACCCACGCUCGAAGAAGGACCAGGAUGAACCCGAGGUGCGCCUUCAUCACCAGGAGUCCACUUCAUCCACACUGCGGCGCUCGGCCGAGCCACAGCCUGACGCCACUGGCCCUUUGCAAUCUGUGCGGAAAAAGAUAAACGAGCUGCUGUACCCGGGUUCGGGGGACGGCCACAACUGGCGCUCCAUCAUCUUCUCGCUUCUCGUCAUCGGCCUGGUCAUCUCGGGCAUCGUCACGGCCAUCUACCUGCUGGGCUACGUGGACGAGCUGCUGUACUGGUCCGGGCGCCGUAUGCGGCUCGAGGAGCUGCUUGCCGGCGACCUGGCGAGCCAGCGGCUGCCCCCGGCCUGGGUCGACUCCACGCACCUCGUGUACCAGGCGGACGACGGCGCGCUGUCCGUUCUCGACACCACCAACAACAACGUUUCGCUGCUCGUCACCAACCACACCCUGAGACAACUGAACGUCAAGAGCUUCAAGUGUUCCCAUGAUUUGAGAUACGUCCUGCUUCAGCACACAGUAACGCAGAUAUUUCGACAGUCCUACACAGCCCAAUAUACAGUCUACGAUGUCAGUAACGACCACCACAUCCCGCUGCGCCUGGCGCACGCGCCCAAGGUCAUGCCGACGCCGCUGCAGUUCGCCUCCUGGCUGGGCAGCACCGAGGGGCUGCUCAUGAUCGUGGAGAACGACAUCUACCUCCGCAGCUCGCCGCAGGUCGAGGAGGACACGCGCCUCACGCACACGGGCCAGGCCAACGAGUACUACAACGGCGUGGCCGACUGGCUGUACCAGGAGGAGAUCUUGUCCUCCCCGGAGGCGGUCUGGCCGUCGCCGGACGGCUCCCACCUCCUGUACGCGUCCUUCAACGACUCGCUCGUGCGCACCAUGAGCUACCCUUGGUUCAGCCUGGCAGGGCAGGUGGCGCCAGGGGCGUCGUCGGCGUCCUUCUUUCCCGAGUCCAGGACCGUCCGGUACCCCACGCCGGGUACCGCCAACCCUGAGGUGAAGCUCUGGGUUGUUGUCGUCGCCAACACAACAGACCUGACACCCAUGGAGCUGAGGCCGCCGGCCGUGUUCGAAGACCAAGAGUACUAUCUGACGUCGGCGGGCUGGGUCGGCCAGGACAACGACAUGGUGGCCGCCGUGUGGAUGCGGCGCGCGCAGAACUUCAGCAUCGUCAGCGUGUGCAGCCCGCCUAACUGGACCUGCAUAGAGACGCACGCCGAGCGGGCACCCGACGACUCCUGGCUGGACCUGCAGCAGCAGCCGCUGUUCGCGCCCGGGGGUGACUCGUUCCUGCUGCUGGCCUCGGUGGCCGAGGACACCGAGUUCUACACGCACGUCAAGCUCGUGACGCGGACGCGAACGCGCACGGCCGUGCUCAGUCACGGGCGGUACGAGGUGACGGACAUCCUGUCGUGGGACACCGUGAACCACGUAGUGUACUACCUGGGCACGCACGAGCGCCAGCCCGGCCAGCAGCACCUGUACGUGGUGCGGGACCCGUCCACGGACGACCCGCGCCGCCUGGAGCCGCAGUGCAUCACCUGCGGACUCACGGGGCUCGUGGGGUCCGACCGGGACCACUACGUCAAUUGCACGCACUUCUCCGCCAUCACCGCGCCCUUCGACCCCGUGACGGGCGUGACGCACUACGUGCUGGAGUGCGAGGGCCCCGGGCUGCCGCUGGGCGGCGUGCACGUGGCCUCGACGCACGGCCUGCUGCGCCUGCUCUACAGCACCAUGCCGGCGCGGGCGGCGCGCCUCUCGCAGCUCGCCCUGCCCACCAUGCGCUCGUUCGAGGUGCCGCUGGCGCAAGGGCUGCGCGCCCAGGUGCAGCUGCUGCUUCCGCCGUCCUGGAGGGAGGAGCUCCGAGACGCGGCCUUCCCCGUCCUCGUGGAAGUAAACGGCAGGCCCGGGUCCCGGACGGUGACGGACCGCUUCUCGGUGCACUGGGGGACGUACAUGUCGAGCCGCUUCGACGUCGUGUACGUGCGCCUGGACGCGAGGGGCGCCAGGGGCCAGAGCAAGCGCGGCCUGCACCGCAAGCUUGGCGGCCCCGAGGUGCAGGACCAAAUCAGCGUCGUGAGAUACCUGCUCGACUCGCUGAAGUACAUGGACCGGACCCGGGUGGGCCUGUGGGGCUGGGGCUACGGCGGCUACGUCACGGCCAUGGUGCUGGGUUCGCAGCAGAGCGUCUUUCAGUGCGGCAUCGCGGUCUCCCCGGUCGCGGACUGGCUGUACUACAACUCUGCGUUCACGGAGCGCAUUCUCGGACAGCCCUCGGACAACGUGAAGGGCUACGUGGAGGCGGACGCGACGCAGCGCGCGCGCUCCAUCCCCAGCCACUCCCUGUACCUGCUGCACGGGCUGGCCGACGUGUCCGCGCCGUUCCUGCACGGCGUGACCCUGGCGAGAGCCCUCACCCAGGAGGGCAUCGUCUUCAGGUAUCAGAGCUACGCCGAUGAAGGUCACAAGCUUGAUGGUGUUAUGGAACACGUGUACAAGUCCAUGGAGGACUACCUCAUGAAGUGCCUGAGCCUCGAUGAAGACGCAGACCGACCUAGUCAGCCGUCAUAGUUAGACUUGCAAACAACCUUUCUAUUCCAUAUAGUUUUUUUACAGCAUUAAUGUUGAUCACACUUGUUACAACCAGUGAUAUUGGUUAUUUAAACUUUCGAAAAGGAUAGCUGAUAAACCAAGUCCAAAGGCAAUUGGGAAUAAUUUGAGUUUGUGAAUGAACAUUCAAAAGUUAAGCUUGAGCUGUCGUCAAAAUAACAAUGCAGUAACUGUUUACUGGUCUUGCUGAUGUUUAAAUAUGAUGUAGUGAAUUCUUUGUUUACUGUUUGUUUUUUUAUACAGUUAGCUACAAAGAAUUUUGGCCUAACAUGAAUGUUUUUGUAAUCUGUAAGCAAUGCUCUUCCAUUAUAUUUUCUAGUCAAAAUGUUCUUAGUCCAGGAUUAUUUUACUAAUUUUAAUUAUUGGCUCUUUACUGUGUGGAUAUUUGUUGUACAAAAACUGACAAGCAUUUUGUUUGUUUCAACUACGCUUAGCAUGCCACACAUGUCCAAAUAUGUCUCAUAAUUAUGUGAUAGAACCCUCUUUUAUGCAAGAAGAAAAAUGGUUUUGAUUUUGAAACAGUACCUGGUUUGGAACUAAAUGAAGUACGCUGUGCAUUUUUCUACCAUUGUGAAUCAGCAUGUAAACGCUUUAUUAGAUAAUCUCAAGUGUAGUUGUUUCCGGUCUUUGUUUUUAGUUUUUUGGGGCUCUUAAUCACUCUUGAAUUGGGGCCUACUGCCAAAGCAAUAUUAUUUUCUUUCUGAUAACCAUUGUUUCGUCAGAUGUGGUUUGAUGUAGAAAAGCAAUGUUAUUAUGUCCAUCCAAUUGCAUAUAGAGGUACAUUCAAGACCUUCAUUUACAAUUCUAAGACAUAUUUCAAAGACUGAAUGAAAUGAGCAAAAUCUCACUGAGGUUAUAUAUAGCUUCCUCCAAAACCAUUAAAGUGCUCUGAUUCAAUGCUAACAUUUAGUGCUGAGGACCAUUAUUAUUUUGCAACCUUCAUAAGGUUCUUUUCUUUUGUGUUUCUACCUUGUGCUACUGUCAAUCAACCCAGCUCCAGCCUCAAGUCAGUUAGAGCUUCUCAAAUUUGUAUAAAUUCUGCAAAGAAAUGCCAACCAACUUCUGGCACGUCGAGGCGACAUGUGACGUCAUAGCCUGUGUGCCAUAGGCAACCCGCACAACAGCGAUGAAUGUUGGAUCCGUUUGCCUGCCUACCGGCGGUCUUCAUUCAGUUCAGAGAUUUUUUCUCUAGUUAUUAGAUAAAUUGUGACAAACUGUGAUGUCUGCUUUGAAAAAAGGAACUUUAAAGGCUUUGGUGCUGAGAUAAACUUUAUUUAUUUAACUAAGACUUUGAUGACAGCCAACUCAAAAUCUCAAUUACUGAUUUGCUGGAAGGCAAUGCUUUUUGUGUUUUCCAUCUGCCGACACUCAAUGUUUAUAUGAUCAAUGUUCAUAGCACUAAUAGGUCAAUUAUAGCAUUAAGGGCGCCCAGGCGUCACUGGGGUGUUUGUUCGUGUUGUCAUUAGAAUGUUGGAAUUAGUAUUGUUUAAUGUAAAUACAUUGAGAGAGGGAUAUUGAAAGAAAGGGAAAGGAGAGGAAGGAUUAUUCAGUGUGCCGUAAGUGUAAGAUGUCUGAAAGAGUUUAAGUGCCUUUUUUGUCCAUCACUUUCCUGACUGGCGGGCCGGUUGUAAGACUUCUUCAUUCAAAUCAAACUGAAUUGUUCACUUCAUUCCAAAAUAAGAGGUGAAAGUGGCAGUGUUAUAUUGACAUCAUGUAUAACAAUGGCCGACAAUAAAGUUUCUUAAUCGGGUUACAAACAUUAAGGAAUAAUGUCUUUUAGGCUAAAUAUUACUCCUGCAAAUUUCGGUUUAUGGUUGUCGUGAAGUGACAGGAUCAAAACAGGCCAUACUGUGUGAUGUAGAGCUCAAGAUAGUGGAAAAUGAGUUAUGAAAAUGCGUUCAUUCAGGGUACUGCUUUUAAUGGUAAUAUUUAUAUUACUUUAAGAACCUCAAUGUAUGUUGUCAUUUGUUGUCUUAAUGUAAGGAAAGUCCCAAAACACUUUAUACUGUGACUUUGGAUACAGUGGUCUCCCGGACAGCUGCACAGAAAAUAACUCCUUUGAACAGGAAACUCACACUGGGUAUUAGAUGAUAAUGUACAUCUACCCUCAACUUAAACUCAGCUAGGAGAGGCCUUACUACGUGUUAAGCUGACAGUUUGCAUAAAGUAUAGUUGUGCGGGGGUCCACUGUAAUUUAACGUUUCCAGUUUCAAACUUGUGAUCUAGACUUGUUAGUCGGAAUUGUUGAAAUUGUGUGAAUGGUUUGUUAUACAUAUAUGUUUUAAUUAGAAAGUAAACAUUUUUGGACUUCUUGUUAAUGAUUGAGAAUCAAAAAGCAAUAAGCUAAUAACUCCUUUUCUGAAAUAUUGUUUCUUCAAUGAAUGGAUUCUAUCAUUUAAAUUUCUUCAUCAAUAUUCUCAUUGUUUCUUCUAUAUUCUGCUUCAUUUUGGUUGAGCUGCCUUCAUAAUCGUUUAUUGAUUACUCUUAACACUUUGGUAAUGCCUUUGGUUAUAGCCCAAAAUCAUUAUUAAAGAUGCCUCAACUGGUUUGUUUUGAUCACAAAAUUAAUCUCUGUUUUGUUUUAAAGGCAAACUGUGUUAAGCAAUAACUGGUUCAUUACUUACUGUAUGAGUUUUGUUUGCUUUCAGCUUUUAAUUGUUAAAUGUGUGUUGUCAUAGUGUGUGUUUUUGCUUUUUAUUUCAAGUCAAUAAACACAGCUACAAACAUUUUCACUGCCCAAAGAGUGGAUAUGAUAUCAUGUAUAUAUACUGCAUUCUGUAGAAAGUAUACAAACAUUCUAUUCUAAUUCAUAUCCAACUGAGCAGUGAAAUGGUAUUGAGAGUUGCGUGAAGUAAAAACACAAUCAAAGCAGAAAAUAGAAGGCAAUUUAGACGUUUUGUCCAUAGGACAUCUUUGUCUGUUGUACAUCUCUUUCUCAUCUAUUUCCUGUUAUGGAAGUGUGUGAAUGAGGCAGCAGUUGCUGGUGUGACUCAACCUGUUUUAUACCUGAUGAUAUUUUGUAGAACUGUUAUAAAUUUGUCUCGUUUUGCGCUGAGACAAUCACUACUACGGUUACUUCUUUCAUGAUAUCUACAUUUAUUUCUAUUAGACAUUUCCAAUAAUGUGAUGGGGAAUUUUCAAACCUACAUAUUUGGUUCUUUAAUCUGGUGUCUUGUUACCAUGAAUGUUUUGUUUCUUUUAUAUAAAUAUAACUACUAAGCUCA
This is a messenger RNA of Frankliniella occidentalis (western flower thrips), 6260 nucleotides long. Its product is annotated as inactive dipeptidyl peptidase 10. Lineage: Eukaryota; Metazoa; Arthropoda; Insecta; Thysanoptera; Thripidae. Gene Ontology annotation, molecular function: serine-type peptidase activity; dipeptidyl-peptidase activity. The record is from RefSeq and is a predicted model, not a curated record. Bases 346 to 2997 code for a protein of 883 amino acids. Gene Ontology annotation, biological process: proteolysis. The transcript is spliced from 16 exons.